Messenger RNA from Physcomitrium patens, 1715 nucleotides. RefSeq lists its product as uncharacterized. NCBI's taxonomy places the organism in Eukaryota, Viridiplantae, Streptophyta, Bryopsida, Funariales, Funariaceae. The record is from RefSeq and is a predicted model, not a curated record.
UCUCCCAGUUUGCACCCAACUGACGGCCUCACAAAAAGCCUUUGGUCGCACUGGUGUUGGAAUCGAGUCAUUGAUCGUCUUUCCGGUCGGCUUGAAAGCUAAUCCCUGUGAUUGCUAGUGGAUCCGAGAGUUUUGCUGAGCGAUUCCUAAGUGGGCUGCGAUGUUGCUAGCUAUUGUACAUAGAGAGUAGAUUUAACUUAAUUAAUUUAUUUUUGUUUGGUAUACGAGGUUUUGCUUUUUGUAAGGUCUUGUUUAGAAUGAGAUGAGGAAUGGUAGAGGGAAGUGUGCGAGUAGGGAGCAGAGUGCGCGUUCGUCGCGGCCGCCAAGGCUUCGGUCCAUGAGGCGCGAGAAACUCGUGCAGGCGUCCACAAGUUCAGUUGGGUUGAAGCCAAGUUCUAGCAAGGAGAAGGCCAUCGAGUUCGACCCUGCCACUCUGGUGCCUGUGAUUGGCAAGAAAGACCCUACUCAAGUUGCGAAAUUCAACGAUGAUGGCGACAACCGGAUCGAUACAAACAUUACCUUUGAUGUGGACAAUGCUGCGAACGAGUCGGGAAAGGGGCUCCAAGACGACGAGAUCCAAAGACGUGAUAUGAAGGUCGCAGAUACGUUUCUUCUCGAGGACAGGAGCAUACCUGUUAACAAUCGAACAGCUGAUCCGGGACAAAUUCCCGUCAUUCCGGGUUUUUCAGUGGAAACCGCACUGGAGAGGUCGGCGAGUCUCACGGAUAGCGAGAAUCAGGGUUCUUUGACAGCGCCGCUAGCCACCAGUGAGACCGAGGGAGCGACAUCCCACAAUUCCAGAACCUCGGCUGACACGACGGCUUCUCCUCGGGAGCACCCGGCGAAGAGGUUUUGGACGUUGUCUUCUUUCAUGGCCUCCAAAUUGGUCAUGGAAGGAACGCGCGAGAAAAAAACAUGGACUAAUUCUGAUGGAGCACUCUGGCCGAAGGAUUGGCUACCACGUUUGCUUGAAGGAAUUCUCAACGGGAGAAAGCUGCGAGUGGUGGGCAUUGCAUACAACGCACAAGCAAGUUCGUGGCGAACUGGUGAUUAUGGUGUGAGAGCCGAUGGACAUAAAGCUAUUGCUCAUGAUUUGUUCCAGAUUCUGGUCGUGUCUGAAAGGUGUUCCUUGGGAAGAAAUCCAUUUGUAUUAGUCAGCCAUUCUUAUGGUGGUAUUGUCAUAAAGAGCUUGGUGGCCUAUUGCAAUGACGUUUCCAAUUUACCACAUGUGAGAGAAGUGGGUUAUCUCAAAAUUGCAGCAAUCGACGCCGCAGCUAAGUUUAUGGAAGAGCUCCAGGCGUGUGUGUUCUAUGGUGUGCCACAUAGAGGAUCAAUUUUUGCCACAAUCGCCAGUUGCUUUUUCAUGUGCAUGGGAAGGACUGUUUCCAUUGACCUGAGGCCUGGCAGUCGGGAAAUCUUGCAAUUGAAUAUGGAGUGUGAAUUGGCUAUUCGCAAGCGACAUGUGAUACAAUACGCAUUUAUUGAAACCAUUCCGGUGGUAAGUCGAGGGUCUACUUUUCUCUCGGUCUAAUAGCUGGAUAUGUCCAUCUCAACUUUCAUGUCCGAUUCAUAGCCCUGUUCUAGGUUUCGAGAAGCCUUCUUCAACGUAUGAUUAAUUCACUAAUAGGUCAAACUCUUUCCAACACUGAAAAGAACUUAUAAUAUGAUCUUGUAGUACUUCACACGUACAAAUUUAUACAUCUGCAUUUCAAUAU